Messenger RNA from Trichomonas vaginalis G3, 279 nucleotides. RefSeq lists its product as uncharacterized. Lineage: Eukaryota; Parabasalia; Trichomonadida; Trichomonadidae. The transcript has a single exon. The record is from RefSeq and is a predicted model, not a curated record. Bases 1 to 279 code for a protein of 92 amino acids.
AUGCUAAUUGGAAGCGAAGAAAGACCAGACUUAGCAUUCUACUACAAUCUGGAAGUGAGGAAAAUCACAGGAUACUAUCCAACUGUUUUCCAUUGGGCGAGAGCUGCUUUUGCAUCUGAUAAAAUUUCAAAUGAAGAAAAACAAAAUAUUUUAAAUGCUUUGCUUGAGUUUGAAGAACAAUGUCAGCCAGCUAAUUGCUAUGAUAAGUCACAGAUCCAAAGUAUUAUUGAAAGGUUCCCUAACGAUGCAGAAAGAAUCAGAAAUUGCUACGGAUCUUGA